Molecule: messenger RNA, 4226 nt
Organism: Pelmatolapia mariae (spotted tilapia)
Lineage: Eukaryota; Metazoa; Chordata; Actinopteri; Cichliformes; Cichlidae
Gene: slc7a5
Product: solute carrier family 7 member 5
Exons: 10
Coding region: 783-2363 (526 amino acids)
Biological process (GO): neutral amino acid transport; amino acid transmembrane transport
Cellular component (GO): membrane
Molecular function (GO): neutral L-amino acid transmembrane transporter activity; L-amino acid transmembrane transporter activity
Source: RefSeq, a predicted model, not a curated record
CUUUUAUUCAAAUUUAAAAACUGAUGUAUACUUUGAAGUCCAAACUUUCAACACAAGCUGAAAUAGAGACUCAGCGUGGCAAUUUGGAGGUGCGACACACAGUGUGUUAAUAACACUCACCAUCAUUCCACCUUCAAAGUGCUAAUGCUACCUUAUCUUAAAUCUGUCUUAAUAAACAACACUGUCAUAUGGAGAACUAGGGUGACACUAGGGGUGGCAAGAGAUCAUUUUAGGGUGGCACAUGCUACCCCUCUAAAUCUGCCCCUGGGUGAUGGAGACCUUCAUCUAGAGGAAAUGUUGUAAAACUUAUGAAAAUACAGUUAAAAGAAAAAAAAAAUGCCCACACUAACAUCUUCUAGUGUCUCCUUAAACUGGAUGUGUUGCUUUCACGCAGAACAGUUACCCGGGGGUGGCCGUGUCCCAUGAUCUCUCUGUGAUCUGGUCCCUGAAAGCCGCGGGUGCUGUGUGGGCUUCGGGGGUGCAGCGGAGCAGUAGCAGAUCUCCGGCGCUAGGGGGUGUAAAGAAUAAAGGAGGGCUUUAUGGAGGAUAGGCUCUGACGUAAGGGACGUCGUAAUUUCCACGAUUCUUUUAUACGUUCAGAGAGUAGAGCAGAGAAGCACGCUGCUCUGAGUCACACCAACAGACACGCCGUGGACUCCUCGUGGCUGAGGCCGGCCUGAGCAUCAGAGCGACCGGCACAUCAGACCGGUGACAGAGGGGGCCGAGGCGGCGAGACGGGAAGCUUUGUGCGGCAGACAGAAGAGGAACCAGCUCAGCCAGCGAUGUCAGGGCUGAAGAAGAGAAACUCCAACUCGUCCGUGGACAGGGAGGAGGAUAGGCAGGUCACUGAGAGGAUGCUGUCCCCGGGUAGCGGCGGUGAUAGGGGGGGCUUCGGUCAGGAUGGAGCACCGGCAAGCGACCUCAGCAGCCCCGGCAACGUCACAGCAGGAGACGGAGGGGAGGAAGGGGUCGCCCUGAAGAGGACCAUCACGCUGUUGAACGGCGUGGCCAUCAUCGUGGGCACCAUCAUCGGCUCGGGCAUCUUUGUCACGCCGACAGGCGUAGUGAGGGAGGCUGGCUCUGUGGGUCUGUCCCUCAUAGUGUGGGCGGUGUGCGGGGUCUUCUCCACAGUGGGCGCCCUCUGCUACGCGGAGCUGGGGACCACCAUCACCAAGUCCGGCGGCGACUAUGCCUACAUCUUGGAAGUGUACGGCUCCCUGCCGGCAUUCCUCAAACUCUGGAUCGAGCUGCUUAUCAUCCGGCCGUCCUCCCAGUAUAUCGUCGCCUACGUCUUCGCCACCUACCUCCUGAAGCCGCUGUUCCCCGUGUGCUUGGUGCCGGAGACCGGGGCCAAGCUAGUGGCCUGCCUCUGCAUCAUGUUGUUAACCUUUGUGAACUGCUACAGCGUGAAGGCGGCCACCAGAGUGCAGGACUUCUUCGCGGCAGCCAAGCUUCUAGCGCUCGCGCUCAUCAUAAUCAUCGGAUUUGUCAAGAUUGGACAAGGUGAUACAGCCGGACUUCUUCCAGAGAAUUCCUUCAAGGGGUCCAAAUAUGAGUUUGGAAGUAUUGGCCUGGCACUCUACAGUGGCCUGUUUGCUUACGGUGGCUGGAACUACUUGAAUUUUGUUACAGAGGAGAUGAUUGAACCUUACAAAAACCUUCCUCGAGCCAUCAUCAUCUCCCUUCCGAUAGUGACAGCAGUGUAUGUUCUAACAAACUUGGCCUAUUUCACCACACUCUCCCCCGAUCAGAUGCUUAACUCAGAGGCUGUGGCCGUGGAUUUUGGUAACUACCACCUGGGUCCCAUGGCGUGGAUCAUCCCGGUGUUUGUAGGCCUGUCGUGCUUCGGAUCAGUCAACGGCUCACUGUUCACAUCAUCCAGGUUAUUCUUUGUGGGUUCUCGGGAGGGUCACCUGCCCAGUCUGCUGUCAAUGAUCCACCCCACUCUGCUGACCCCACUCCCCUCACUUAUAUUCACUUGUUUAAUGACGCUGCUCUACGCCUUCUCCAACGACAUCUUCUCCGUCAUAAACUUCUUCAGCUUCUUCAACUGGCUCUGCAUCGCCAUGGCAAUCAUAGGAAUGAUGUGGCUCCGCUAUAAGAAGCCUGAGCUGGAUCGACCAAUAAAGGUGAACAUUCUGCUACCAGUGAGCUUUGUGUUAGCCUGCCUCUUCCUUAUCAUCGUCUCCUUCUGGAAGACUCCAGUCGAGUGCGCCAUCGGCUUUGGAAUCAUCGGCACUGGACUGCCCGUCUAUUUUAUUGGUGUGUGGUGGCAGACUAAACCCAAGUGGCUGCAAAAUGGAAUCCACUCGACCACAGCUCUGUGUCAGAAGUUGAUGGAAGUUGUGCCUCAGCAGUCCUAAAAACCAAGUCGCCCUUUUACUUCAGCCAAAAGACCAAGCCGAUUGGGCUAAGACAUCAUAACUGAUGAUGUUUGAACUCCGUUAAUGCUUUUCACACACACACACUCUCUCUCACACGCACACACACCUCAUAAGAACUUGAUGAAGACGCCUGAAGUUAAACAGCCACCGUUAUUCUUUUGGGGUUAUUUGACCCUUUUAGUGUCAAUAAUUUGUAGUUUCUUUUCUUCUUUUCUUUUUAUAAAACAAGAACUGUUUUUUUUUUUUUUUACAUUUUCACUAAUUGUUCUGUGAAUACGUCAAAUCUGCUGUCACCAGAAACCUGUUGUAUUUAGCGGUGCCUUUACGUUGCAGAUGAAGGUGAGCGUAGGUAGACGAUGAUGCAGAACCAGCUGUCAAAAUAAACAAAAAACAAACAAACACACAACAAAUUUUCUUCAAGAAGUUGUUGCUGGAUAUACUACACACUCUGUUUUGCUCCUGCAGUCUUUACAAUUUCAGUGUUGUGUUGUUGUCUGUGCUGCUGUGCUUUUGACAGUCAGCAUCUGUUUGCCUCUCACUGUUGGUUAUUUGACCUGGCAUGUUGUGCGUCUGUGCACAAACCUGAACAGAGGCUGUGCUUUUUUUCUUUUUUAAAUAUUUAAAGACGAUCAGACUGCUGACGUCCUCUCACAUGUAGGCCUGCUGCUGUGGUUUUAUAUCGGGUCAGCGGGCAGUAAAUUAAACCUAAUGUAUGUUUCGUUUGUCUGGCUAACCAAAGCCCGACUUAAAUUUCUGUCUGAGUAUAAAAAAAAUGUGCAGUCUACUGAUUCCUCAUAGGACUUCUGUGUCUAAAGUGUCUUUUAAAUCCUCAUGUGGUUAAGCUUGACAGAGGUGCCCAUGGGAAAUAGUAUUUUCUGAAAAGUGGGUCAAAAUGUGCAACCUUUCUGCUGUUCUUUUUGUGGGGUUUUUUUUUUUUUUUUUGGUGUGUUUUUUUUUUUUUUUAGGGCAGGGGUGGGGUGAUAUUAACUGUGGGGAUCAAUAUGUUGGAUAACUGAGCCUGGCUCCCAGAGUGCUGCUUUUACUCCAUCGCACUGAAAGUGUUUGAGGCAAUGCUUCCAACUACAUGCUGCAGUAAAGCCAUGUAACACUCACAGCACGAGGUUAGAGUGGAAAGACAGAAACAAUGCAGUUUUGUUUUGUUUGUUUUUUUCUGUAGUGGAUGUCUGUGUGUGUGUGAUUGCAGAACAUAGUUGCUUUUAGGGGGACAGACAUAUGAAGCUUAAAUGCUCCCCUCUAAAUUAUUCCAUGCAAACUUUCCCCCCCCUUUUUUUUUUUUUUUCAACAAUCCCAUUCUGUUUUUGUAUUUUUGUGUUUUGGGACCGUUAAAGUGAAGUGACACAGGAGUUUCAGUCUACUUAUACCCAGACUGUCAGAGAGGAAGUUUGAUGGUUUUAUUUUUAUAAUGGGUCGGGAAGGUUCGUUGAGGGUCAGAUGGAGCACGUUUUCACAUCACAGUAUAACUGCUAGUUUUUCAUUUUUCAUCCUCGUCUUUUGUUUGUAUUUCACACACAGUAAAAGUUAAAAACAGAAAACUAGAGCUGCAUUAUUAGUGUCCACCCCGCUCCUCCUGGAAAAAGGACCAAAAGUACAGGUUACCAUGGCAGCGGUGGAUCCAGGAGGAGUGAUGUGUAUGUUAUAGAGUUAGAGCCUUCUAACACUCCAGCCAUCGCUCAGAGCUGAUGGAGAAACUAACAUAAAUGCGACUGUAGGAACUUUAUUUAUUUGUAGCAAACUUUUGAUGUGUAUUAUUAGUCGCUCUAAUUUGUUUACAGGGCAUUUUGUGAAAAGUGCUUGUCAAAUAAAUCUUGAGGUUUUUUUCCA